CAGUUUCUGGUGACAUUUGAUUUAGAGGAAGACAGUGCAGAAUGGCGAUCGCAUCAGUCUGUCUAAUGCUCGCCACACUGAGUGUCACUCCCAACAGAUAUCUGUUCUUUUCAUAUGACAAAAUCUCUCUGAGAUGUGAGACACCAGCAAACUCCAGCAGCAGCUGGACAGUGGUGAGAAACACCACCAAGAGGACCAAUCAGCCCUGUCAGUAUGGCUGGGCAAUUCCCGGUGACUCCUCCUGCACCAUUGAGGACACCUACCCAUCAGAUACCGGAGUGUACUGGUGUGAAUCCAAGCAGGGAGAGUGCAGCAACACCAUCAACAUCGAAGUGACCGAUGGUGUCGUGAUCAUUGAGAGUCCUGCACUUCCUGUGAUGGAGGGAGAUAAAGUGACACUUCGCUGUUCCUACAAGGAAGAAGACCAUCCAAAAUCUACAUCAGACUUCUCUGCUCACUUCUACAGGAAUUAUUCUUUCAUCAGCACUGAGGCUGCAGGAACAAUGAUCCUAUCACCAGUGUCCAAGUCUGCACAUGAAGGUUUCUACCACUGUGUACACCCCACAAAGGGAAUGUCACCGCGGAGCUGGUUGGCAGUGAGAGCCACAGACAAAGUUCAGCCCAUAAGUGUUUCUACCACCACCUCUCCUCCUGUCAUGACUGUGCCCAGGGUGGUGUGUACCACCCUGGUGCUUUUCCUCUACACUGUCAUCAUGAUAGUGUGUAUCUACAUGUACCGAAAGUGGGCCCGAGGUAAGAGCACCUCUGAGAAUGCUAAUAUUAGUAGACUAUAUUCAUCUCA
This is a messenger RNA of Lates calcarifer (barramundi perch), 802 nucleotides long. Its product is annotated as low affinity immunoglobulin gamma Fc region receptor II-a. The annotation marks the transcript as partial. Gene Ontology annotation, biological process: cell surface receptor signaling pathway. The transcript has 4 exons. The record is from RefSeq and is a predicted model, not a curated record. Lineage: Eukaryota; Metazoa; Chordata; Actinopteri; Centropomidae. Gene Ontology annotation, molecular function: transmembrane signaling receptor activity.